AUGAGGGGCAGGCUUGGCGAUGCCGCGACGCCGUCGAUGGCGAUUAGUCAGUCGUCCUACGAGGAGUUCGCCUUCUCAAUUACAUCGACCCUUCACUUCGAUGGUCUCUCAGAUGAUACAAUCAGUAAACACACUGAGAUUCUUCCCAAUCUGAGGAUCAGUAAGUUAGCUCCUUCGUUUAGCAGUUCCAGCUCUUGGUCUGCUGAGAGAAUAGAAUGUUUCUGGUGCUGUAACUCGGCUAGUCGUGGUUGCGGGCCUUUUCCACAUAAAAAGGGAAGGCGGUUGAUUCAAAAACUAUCUAUCUCUUGCGCAAGUGAUUCACCGAAGCUAGAGGAGAAAGGAGUUGAAGAGCAAGCAUCAGAACUGGCCCCUCUUAAGCCUCUUCUGAGUAAGAAAGCCGAAGCGGUCGUAGAUCAGUGUAAAGAAAGGAGUGUCUUUCUAAUCUUUAGUUUCCCUAUUGAAUUGGGACCUAUCGGAUUACCUCAGCUAGCUCUUCAUAAAGGUUGGGAGGAGACCUUUCAGGAGGUCAAAGAUUCAGUCCUUUCUCUUAUAGCAUUACUAGGAGUUAGCCUUCUUGCUCUUGGAUUUCUCUUUAGGGAAUCAGUUGCCGUUGUUCUUGCAGAAACUAUACCGGACGAUUCUAGUAAUGUGGCCUGGGUUGUUUCUGGUCUUGGGACAAAUGUCUUUUCUGCUCCUGUGUCUAGUAAUAGGCGCUGUUUCGUCGGUGAUGAUAUCGUUAUCGGGGAUCCGGAAGUCGCGAGGGUCUAUCGUGACGUCAUGAAUCGUCUCGGGGUUCAAAUCUCUUUGGCGAAAACGUUGACGUUUGGUGGACUUGAGUUUGCGAAGAAAUUUCGCAUUCACGACAGAGACUCCUUUGUCGUUGAAAAUGAUUCGGUCCACUCGAUGCCUGUGUUGAAAUCAAUUGGAUGUUCUUCCCUUCAGGCACGUUUUGGUGGCCAACUCGCCUGGUGGAAUCAUACCACUACCGUUUCCUAUCUGAUGAUGUUGUCUGUGCGGGAUGAUUUUGAGCGUAAGCUCACUGAAGAAGGGGACUUCUACGUGGAGAGAGUCAUGCUCAGGGUGGAAUCUCUCGUACGAUAUGUCCGAUGUUCUGACUUAAUCCGUCAGCGUCGCUGUCCGCUACCUGGGCAGCGCUGUGCGAUUGAAUGUGGAAGGUGUGCAAUCUCGUCUUUGGUUAAGGGCCUGGUUGGAGUUGGUUUAACGGACCGAAGAGUGCCACUACGAGUUGUUUCAUUAUGUAAAUACCGAAAAGAACUUGUCGUGGGAGCAGCCGAAGAGACAUUCAUUCAUUGA
This is a messenger RNA of Striga asiatica, 1314 nucleotides long. The record is from the annotation of a GenBank genome assembly. Lineage: Eukaryota; Viridiplantae; Streptophyta; Magnoliopsida; Lamiales; Orobanchaceae.